Plasmodium berghei ANKA is the source of this 3915-nucleotide messenger RNA. Its product is annotated as histone acetyltransferase GCN5, putative. Gene Ontology annotation, cellular component: histone acetyltransferase complex. Gene Ontology annotation, molecular function: protein binding; histone H3 acetyltransferase activity. Bases 1 to 3915 code for a protein of 1304 amino acids. NCBI's taxonomy places the organism in Eukaryota, Apicomplexa, Aconoidasida, Haemosporida, Plasmodiidae. The transcript has 4 exons. Gene Ontology annotation, biological process: chromatin remodeling; positive regulation of transcription by RNA polymerase II. The record is from RefSeq and is a predicted model, not a curated record.
AUGGAAUGUAUUGUGACCAAUGAAAACAGUAGGUUUCCCCCUUAUCAUAAUUUUUUUAAAAGUGAAAAUAUUUACAAUUAUAUAGAUUUGAUUCAAAUUAUUGGGAAUAUUUAUUAUAUAUAUACAGAAAUAAAUGAUAUUGCUAAUCAGGUAUAUAUAGAGAGAAUAAAUCUGUUAAAUUAUGUCAAAAAUGUGAAAGGAAAUAAUCCAAACUUCGAAAAUUUUCAAAUAAAUUCGAACAGGAAACAUGCAUAUCCACUAUCUAUAUAUAUGCAAUAUAUCCUAUCUAUUACAUCUAUAAAUAAUAAUUCUAUAAGUACUUGGGAAAAUGAUAAAUCUAGUAUAAAUUGCCAAAUAAAAAAAAACAAAAAUCAUCAGUAUGAAAAGUAUAGCCAAAAAAACGAUAAAACAAUUGGGAAUAUGUUUUUGGAGAGGAAUACAUUUUUAACUAUAAUAAAUAAAAAAUAUUUCGAACAAAAUACGCAACAAUUGUUAAGAUAUACUGAUGAAAUUCGAAUGUGUAGUUGUGAAAAUGGAAAUGAAAAAAAUGGAAAUGAAAAAAAUGGAAAUGAAAAAAAUGGAAAUGAAAAAAAUGGAAAUGAAAAAAAUGGAAAUGAAAAAAAUGGAAAUGAAAAAAAUGGAAAUGAAGAAAAUGGAAAUGAAGAAAAUGGGAAUGGAGAAGAUGGAAAUGACGGUAAUGGAUGGAAAGAUAAAAAAAAGUGUGGUAAUGAUGAAGACGAAAAAAAAAAUGAAAAUGAAAAAUUGAGAAAUGAAAAUAAUAAUAAUGAUGAAAAUGUGAAUACAAAUGAUGAAAUAAAGGAUAGUUUAAAUGGAAUAAAUAAUGUAAAUGAUUUCAGAAAUAUAAAUGUUGGGGAUGUAAAAAAUGAAAUGAAUAACUUAUCAAAACUAUUUUAUGAUGAAAAAAUUAAAAAUAUAAUAGAAAUAAAUACAAAAAAUGAUAAUAUAAUUGGGAAUAGUAAUGUGACAAAUAAAACUAAUAAUAUAAUUGGAAAUAUAGAUGGAAAUAAUAUCAAAUAUGAUGUAUUCCAAGGAGAUGAUAAAAUGAUAAUAAGUGGAAAUUAUGUUAAUAAUAAUAUGAACAAUCCUUUUAAUAUUAAUAAAAAUUUAAUAAUGGGACCUAAAAAUUUUAAUUUAACUACAUCAGGAAAAAUAUAUAGAGGAAAUAAAAUAAAUGAAUCAGGAAAAGCAGGAAAUGGAAUUAUGAUUAAAGAAAAUGAAGAAGAAUAUCGAAAUGAUAAUGUAAAUAAUAAUAAUAACAACAAUGGAAUUUCAAAUGAUGGAAAAAAAGAUUUUACAAAAACAGACGGAGUGGAUAUAAAUAACAUGAGCAAUAUUGGAAACAAUCCAAAUGUUUAUAACAAAAUAAUGGCUAGUCAUAUAAAUCGUAUUAAUAAUAAUAAUAAUGUAAUGAUAAUGAAAAAUAUGAAUAAUUUUAAUUCCAUGAAUUUCCCUAUGAAUUCACAUAACUUUAAUAUGAUACCAUCAUAUAAUAAUAUAGGAAAUAUAAUAAAUAAUAACAUGACAAACAUCCCGAAUAUUUCAAACAAUUUUAUGAUAAAUACACAAAUAAAUGGAAUUAAUAAUAAUUCCUUAAAUGAUAUAAAUAUUACAAAUCCAUCUAGUGCUAUAAUUGGUAUUUUAGGAAAUUCACCUUAUAAUAAUAAUAAUGUAAUUCCAAAUAAUAUAGAUGGAAAUUUAAAUAAAAAAAAAUCGUUGAUAUCUAUUGAUAAAGAAAAAAGUAAUAAAGAUAAUGAAGGUAAUGAAAAUACAAAAAAAAAUAAUAUUAAAAGUUCAAAUAAUAAAAAUAUAAAUAAUAUUGAGGGAGAAAAUAAUAAUAAUAAUAAAAAUACAAUAAAAAAUAUUCGUAUGGAAAACUUAAAAUUUAAUGAUAAUAUAGAUUUAAAGAAUGUAGAUGGAAUAGAUUUAAGUUCAUAUUUUGUAAAUGGAAAAUAUUGCUCUAAAUUAGCUAAUCAUGAAAAAAUAUAUAAUAUAAUUUAUUAUAUUGUUAAAAAUUCAUUACAUGAAUACUUAACUGAUUUUUAUAAUAAUGAAGAUUUAGGAUAUAAAGAAAAAGAAGACGAUAAUGUUUCAAAUUUGUUAAAAAAUGAAACUACAAAUUAUCGAGAAACAAACACAAUAGAUUCAGAUAAAAAUCCAAAAGGAGAGCACGAUAUAUUAUUAGAAUGUUCUGAAAAAAUAAUUGAAAAAGAAGAAAACAACAAAAAUAAAAGAAAUAGUGAUGAUAUUGAUGGGAAAGAAAUUGAUCAAGAUGAUGGAAAUGAUGAUAAUAUAAUACAAAAAAAAAAAAAAAAAAAAAUUGAAAAUGAAGGAAAUGAAAAUAUUGAAAUAGAUCAAGAUGUUAACAUAAAUAAUACAGAAAAAUCUAUGAAUAAUAAUAGUUUGAGACAAAAAAUGAAUGAUAAUGAAAAUAAUUAUAUAUUAAGUGAAAUAACAAAAAGUAUUUGUUCUAUAUUAAAUUUACAACAACUAAUGCCAGUAAAUACAAGAUUAAGUAAUCCAGGUUUAAUUUAUGAUCCUAAUUAUGAAACAAUAUAUUCAAAAUGGAAAUUAUUUUUAAAAAAAGAACAAUCAAGUGGAAAUAUUAUAAGCAAAUGUUUUUCACGGGAUUUUUUACAUACUGUUUUAUUAUGUAAUUAUGAUAGUAUAAUUGAAGACUUGAAAAAAACAGCAGUGAAAAAAAAAAUAAAAUAUUUUUUUCUUCAUAUUUGCUUGGAAUCAGAUAUUCCUAUCAAUGUUGCAUUGAUGCUCUUUUUGAAUGCAACAAAGCAAAGCGACAAGCUGCAGUCCCUAUUACCAUCAGAAACUGGAUUGGGAUAUUUGCAUCGAGACGCUGGAGGAGCAAAAGAAGAAAACAUGGGAAUUAUAACUUUUGAAUGUAUAACAAAUGACAGAGAGCCAGAUCAUUUAAUUAAAUUAAUAACAUUAAAAAAUAUAUUUUCAAGACAAUUACCUAAAAUGCCUAGAGAGUAUAUUGUCAGAUUGGUAUUUGAUAGGAACCAUUAUACAUUUUGUUUACUUAAAAAAAAUACAGUAAUUGGUGGUGUUUGUUUUAGACCAUAUUUUGAACAGAAGUUUGCUGAAAUUGCAUUUUUAGCAGUUACAUCAACAGAGCAAGUUAAAGGAUAUGGAACUCGACUUAUGAAUCAUUUAAAAGAGCAUGUUAAAAAAUUUGGAAUUGAAUAUUUUCUAACAUAUGCAGAUAACUUUGCCAUAGGGUAUUUUAGAAAACAAGGAUUUUCUCAAAAAAUUUCGAUGCCAAAAGAAAGAUGGUUUGGAUAUAUAAAAGAUUAUGAUGGAGGGACAUUAAUGGAAUGCUAUAUAUUUCCAAAUAUAAAUUAUUUAAGAUUAUCUGAAAUGUUAUAUGAACAAAAAAAAACAGUAAAAAAGGCAAUACAUUUUAUAAAGCCACAAAUUAUAUUUAAAGGGUUAAAUUAUUUUACUGAAAACAAAGGAGGGAAUUUACACCCUAAUAAUAUUCCAGGUUUAUUGGAAAUUGGAUGGAAAAAAGAAUAUAAAGAUAUGACAACAAAAAAAACGCAUCAUAAAGAAAUUCAAUUAAAAGAUCAAAUUAUAAAUGUUCUUGAUUAUUUGGAAAAACAGCAAUCUGCUUGGCCUUUUUUAAAACCAGUUAGUCUUUCUGAAGCCCCAGAUUAUUAUGAUAUCAUUAAAGAACCCACUGAUAUCUUAACGAUGCGAAGGAAAGCUCGUCAUGGUGAAUAUAAGACGAAAGAGGACUUUGGAAUUGAGCUAAAGAGGAUGUUUGAUAACUGUCGAUUAUACAAUGCUCCGACAACGAUAUACUUUAAAUAUGCAAAUGAAUUACAAGCUUUAAUCUGGCCCAAAUAUGAAGAAAUUAGCGAAAUGGCAAAGUAA